AUGUCGGCUCCAGUGAUGAUCGACUUCAGCAAUGGAAAGGCUGCCCUCGAUCUAGCACUUAAACUUUCCCGCCAGCUGAACGUUAAGAUCCUACUGCAGCACAGCAUAGCCGUCAAGUACAAAGAUCCAAAUAUGAAGUUGUUCUUAGAUGAGAACCUCGUAGACAGCCAGGUACGAAUCAUCAAACGUCUCGGGGACCUUAUAGCUCACCUGAAUCUGAUGAAGAAAUCGCACAGCGCUGGACUGGCUCUCUACAUGUUUGAUCUGGAGCUCCAGAAAUAGAGAAAACGCCAAUUAUACUACUCUCUGAAACAAUAAAAUGUGCUCUACUGUGCUAAACCCUGUACAAUUUUUCCGUGUUUUUUCUUAAAUUUAUGUUUGUUGAAGAGUCAUUUGUUGUUACUUCAAAGCCAUGAACUAUUGGAAAAAUGUUUAUUUUAAUAUGCAUGAAUUUCAAAACUGAUUGCAAGUUUUAUUC
This is a messenger RNA of Saccostrea cuccullata (small rock oyster), 478 nucleotides long. RefSeq lists its product as uncharacterized. Lineage: Eukaryota; Metazoa; Mollusca; Bivalvia; Ostreida; Ostreidae. Gene Ontology annotation, cellular component: cytoplasm. Bases 1 to 282 code for a protein of 93 amino acids. Gene Ontology annotation, biological process: intracellular iron ion homeostasis; iron ion transport. Gene Ontology annotation, molecular function: ferric iron binding; ferrous iron binding. The transcript has 3 exons. The record is from RefSeq and is a predicted model, not a curated record.